This is a messenger RNA of Linepithema humile (Argentine ant), 3900 nucleotides long. RefSeq names its product DNA excision repair protein ERCC-6. Gene Ontology annotation, molecular function: ATP-dependent chromatin remodeler activity; ATP binding. Gene Ontology annotation, cellular component: nucleus. The record is from RefSeq and is a predicted model, not a curated record. Lineage: Eukaryota; Metazoa; Arthropoda; Insecta; Hymenoptera; Formicidae. Gene Ontology annotation, biological process: transcription-coupled nucleotide-excision repair.
UAACCAAUAUUUGUCAAUUGCGGAACAGCGCAGAGUUUGCUGGUUGCUUUGAGCCGGUUGUAACGUAUCAUUUAUCAAGUGACAAUUUCCACGAAUAAUCGAUCAAUUUACGCAUUUUAUUUCCGGUAUUGCGGUAAUGAAUCUGUACACUGCACGAAUACAUGUGUCAUUGUCAAACAAUUCCAGAUUUAUAUGGUGCAAGUAAACGUUUUCGUAAUAUGACAUGAUAUGUGACUGCACUAUGACAGAGACCAGUAAUAAUCAAGAUGAUGCGUUGGAUUUUGAUAAGAAUAUCGUGAAAAGUACGCUAGACGAUGAGCUUCCUGAUAAUUUACAGAAGAUAGUAUCUGUUAAAACAGAAGAUAGCAUAUUAAGAGCAGUACUAGAGGACAUUAAAUAUGCUACAAGAUCAAAUACUCAAACAGUACACGCAACACAAAAGAAUAGUACAGAAUUGAAUGUGGAAGAAAAUGAAAAAAUUAAUAAAGAAAAGGAUCAUAAAACAGAAUUGCAAAAACAGAUUGAAAUUGGAGAGAUUACUCCCUUUGAAGCGAUAUUGAAGCAAUCUGUUUUGGAACAACAAAAAAAGGUUGUCAAUAACAGCUCUCAAUUAUUAGAUCUUGAAAAGUAUUUUAAACAACAAGCUACUCUUGCCGAACAAAAAAAAAAAUUGAAAAAAGUAUCCAAGACACUUUGUAACAAGGAUCAUUCAGUGCCAGCCAAGAAAGCAAAAUUAUGUAUCACAAGGACAAGUGGAAAUCUAAAAAUUAAGCAUAAUAAGAAUACCAAAAAUAAUACUUUGCAAACUACAGUUGAAGCAGGCACAUCAAACGCAGCAAAUAAAAUUGCAGACGAUAGUUCAGGAAGCGAAUAUAUUCCCAGUGAUGAUGAAGUCAAUUCCGAUGUGGAAGACAAAGCAUUGCUUAAAAAAAGAAGAGUCUCGGCUAAAUCAGAAUAUAUACGCACAAAGAGAACUCAAGAUGAUGCAGACAAUCAAAGAUAUAAACAGUGGAUGGAAUCAAAUGAAUAUCCCAAAGAUGAAAAAAUGCAUAAAAUUGAUGAUAUAUUCAAAGUGCCCCAAAGUAUUUGGGAAAAGUUGUACAGGUAUCAAAAGGUCGCUGUUCAGUGGCUCUGGGAAUUACACAGUCGUAGAUUGGGCGGUCUGCUGGGCGAUGAGAUGGGAUUGGGAAAAACUGUGCAAGUUAUCGCGUUUCUCGCCGGUUUGGAUUGCAGCGAAUUGCUCUCUAAUAAUGGAAGAUUUAGAGGAUUGGGCCCAACUAUAAUAGUGUGCCCUGCCACUUUAAUGGAGCAGUGGGUGAAACAUUUUCACGAAUGGUGGCCUUUCGUCAGAGUUAUCAUGCUUCACCAUUCUGGUGGCUAUAGUGGCGAUCCAAAAAAUCUGAUCGAAUCUCUGCAAACUGGCGGAAUACUCAUCACUUCUUACAAUGGUGUCCUCAGGCACAAAGAUUUGCUUGUAUCCAGUCAAUGGCACUACGUCAUUCUUGACGAAGGACACAAGAUUCGCAAUCCGCAAGCAAAAGUGAGUCAAGCUGUAAAACGAUUUUCGACACCGCAUCGACUGUUGCUGACUGGUAGUCCGAUGCAGAAUUCCUUGAAGGAAUUGUGGUCCCUGUUUGACUUUAUUCUACCUGGCAAACUGGGCACUCUGCCCGUAUUUCUGGAACAUUGCGCAGUUCCCAUAAUGCGCGGCGGCUACACGAAUGCCACGCCGCUGCAGGAGGCCACCGCGCUCCAGGUCGCCACUAUGUUGAAGGACACCAUCACGCCGUACAUGCUUCGAAGAACGAAGACCGACGUAAAGCAUCAUCUCACGCUGCCAGAGAAAAAUGAGCAGGUAUUAUUCUGCAGCUUAACGGAUGAGCAAAAGAAGCUUUAUAAAAAGUAUCUGUGCUCCGAGGACGUAUGUUUUAUCCUGCACGAGAAGAAUAAUAAUCAUGACAGAGGAAGAUACAGAGCAAGAUUUCUUAUCGCACUGUCAGUGCUGAGGAAGAUAUGCAAUCACCCGGACUUGUUUUUAUACACUAGAGAACUCGACUCGGAUGAAGAUGUCGAUUUGUCCGAGGACCAAUUGGAGAGAUUCGGCCACUGGAAGCGCGCUGGAAAAAUGACUGUCGUUCGAUCUCUCUUAAAAAUCUGGCAGAAACAAAAACAUAGAGUGUUACUUUUUACUCAGGGAAGGCAGAUGAUGCACAUUUUGGAAUCUCUUUUGCAACGCGAGGGAUAUAAUUAUUUGAGAAUGGACGGGACGACAGCGAUGUCACAACGGCAGCAAACAAUUCACAAGUUUAACAAUGAUUCGUCGUAUUUCGUGUUCCUGCUAACAACGCGUGUAGGAGGCCUGGGAGUGAAUCUUACCGGUGCGAAUCGAGUGAUUAUUUACGAUCCUGAUUGGAAUCCAGCUACAGACGCUCAAGCAAGAGAGCGUGCGUGGCGAAUAGGACAGAAUAAACAAGUCACCGUUUACAGAUUAAUUACAGCUGGCACGAUCGAGGAGAAGAUGUAUCACAGACAGAUCUUCAAGUUACUUCUGUCAAACAAAGUUCUCGAUGAACCGCAUCAACGCCGAUUGUUCAAAACGACGGAUUUGGUGGAACUGUUCAAUCUGAAUGAGCCGAUAGACGGCGAGUCUUCCGAGUCUGAUCGCUUGUUUAGGGAAUCCAAGCUGCGUCCAGCGUCCAGCGGCUUUUCUCUCAGUAAAAUCGAGGAAAUGAGGAAAUUAGCCUCGACUCUCAGCAAGAAAAUAAGCGCCGCUGUAAAGUCAACGCACAGUGGAAGUGAAGAUGCGAACAGCCGUGUUUGCGAAAGUGUGCACGACGAGCAAAAUAACAAUUCGAAACGCAUUCAAGUCCUUGUUGCGAAAAAUGAUUUGUCUGAUGAUCAAGCGAACUUGUCCUGCGAUCAAAUCAACACGCAGGAGUCUCCAAGCAGCCGUAACGAAGACUCAAAUACGAAUUCGGGUGCAGAUGUUCGGAAAAACAGCAGUGUUACAGAUAACAAAACAGAGACUGCGUCUGAAAAAGACGAUUAUGAACAAGAUGUAGUUCCAAUGAGAUCUACAAAUGAUAAUUCCGUGGAACGAAAACGUGAAUCUCUUUCAAGUAUCAGCAAUAAAGUCACACCAUCGUCUGUUCACAAACGCAAGAAGCAUAAUAAGGAUUCAAGCAGAAAAAAUGUUUCUGCGAUGUUCGAGGGAGAACGCGUCUCUUGUCUGAUCGGUCGUCGCCUGGGACGUUCUCGUGAGAGAGAAGAAUCGGUUUCGACCGCGGAUGACGAUUAUGUGUUGAGGAAACUGUUCGCCAAAUCAACUGUCAGCUCAGCCUUUCAACACGAAGCAGUAUUAUCGAAUGUCCGUCAUAAUGAUGAUAAUGAAAAUACAAUGCAACGUUUCGUACGGGAAUCGGCGCAAGAGAGCAUGAACUUUAUUCGUAAGUCAGGAAGAUCUUGUUGGAGACCAGCUUAAGAUAGAUAAUCAAUUUAGAUAAUUUUUUUGCGCAUGUGUUCUUUUUUUUAUUAAUUUGUUUUGUAUAUUAUAGCAGAAUAGAGUAUAAAUUUUUGCAUUCCAAAGAUAAGUUGCAAAAGAAAAUCGUAAAUAUAUGAUAUAGAAAUUUAUAAGUUUUUUUUUUUACGGAACAACAUAAAUGUUGACAAUUUUAACAAAUUUCACACUUGCAAGAAAAGUGACACAGGUCGAAAUUUUUCGAAUUUUGUUUUACGUGCAGAUUGUGUUUUAAAUUCAUAAUAUUGUUAAUAAUAGGAAACAUUAUUAUUAACGCAACUCUUGUCACUUUUCUUGCGAGUGUACGAUAUAUGUUGUAAUAUACAAUAAAAAACAAAAAUGCAUUAUUUCGAUAAGAAACUAUUUUUCAUAAUAUGUAGCUU